AUGAAGGCCCAUUUGUGUAGACUCACAAACCUUUUAAAGAAUGAACUUCACACAAGUUCCCUCAACUUCAACCAACAUCCUGACAAACUGUGCAACGAAAUCACAAAUAUUAUGAUCAGAUGUGCAAAGAAAACUAUUCCUCGUGGCAAGACUAAACACUAUCGAGUGAUUUGUUCUGAAAACCUUGAGAAACUGAAAAGAAAGCAAGACGCCCUUCACAACACUGCUUAUCAGACUGGAAGAAUGGAAGACGUACAAGCCUGGAAACGACAGUCAGCUGUCCUAAAGCAAACCAUCUUACAAGCUAAACAUACAACCUUUGAUAAAUUCAUCUCUAAUAUCAACUUUCAAAUUCCUGGGUAA
This is a messenger RNA of Rodentolepis nana, 363 nucleotides long. The record is from the annotation of a GenBank genome assembly. NCBI's taxonomy places the organism in Eukaryota, Metazoa, Platyhelminthes, Cestoda, Cyclophyllidea, Hymenolepididae.